Messenger RNA from Myotis daubentonii (Daubenton's bat), 988 nucleotides. RefSeq names its product chromosome 2 C12orf71 homolog (gene C2H12orf71). The record is from RefSeq and is a predicted model, not a curated record. NCBI's taxonomy places the organism in Eukaryota, Metazoa, Chordata, Mammalia, Chiroptera, Vespertilionidae. The transcript has 2 exons. Bases 1 to 957 code for a protein of 318 amino acids.
AUGGCAGACUCAUUCUCUUACAGCAACUGUGCUGACACUGGGGACUGUAGCUCUGAAUCAAACCUGAGCCUCUCUGUGGGCUACUACCCCAAUGAAGACACCUUCUCCAAUGAGAAUACAACCCCCUGUGAAGACACAUCUUUCAACAACCCCUCAAUCCAUUUUGUCCCUCCGUUCCAAGGGUCAUGGCGGACUGAAAGUAAAGGGGCACUCCUGGAGAGACAAGACCAAAUUCAGGACAGCACAGAGCAGUUUGGCAAACUCAACAUCACCCUGGCCUGGGAUGGCUGCAACCAUUCAGACUCCAUCAUGAAUUGGGACCUACAUGGAGACAACCAGUGGACAGACAAAUAUCCUGAAGAGAAGACAAAACUGACUCUCAGCAAACUGAAUGGGCUGGUACAAAGGCUUGAGCAAUUUCUAGAAAAUCAGAAAGAUGACGAAGAUGAUGAGUCUGUAUUCCCUGAAUCUGCUCAAAAGGAGGAUCUCCAGCCGUCCAGCAGCACCCCUCCAGAUGUGGCUCAGGUCAGUCAUCAAGGACAUGAUGCUUGUCUUCAAGAUUUGCCCACGUUCAGCCCACCAGAAAAUGAUGCCAUCCAGUGUCCACAGACUCCUCCAAAGCUUCAGGAACAUGAGCUUGCUGAGACAAAAGGACAGGCAACUGGCAGACAAAGAACAAGCACUACAGAGACCUGCUCAAUCUCAUCAGAUAAGCCGAAGGAGGAGGACACUCAUUCUAGUACACAACCCCUCUCCUUUCUCAACUUCAGGUGGGUCUUCCGCUGGCUAAGGCAGCGAAUCCUCUCCUCAUUUUGGGGAAGAGAACAUCCCAAGAAGGCCCCCAAGAACCCCCGUAAGCUGACACAAAGGAAAAGAUUCUCUCACAGAAGCAAAAUCCAACCUCAAGAACCCAUUGAAGGAGAAUACUCUAUAUUGCCAGAUUUUAAAACUUUUUGAUUGCCCCUAUUCUACAAUUCCCAUGAAUCAU